Molecule: messenger RNA, 643 nt
Organism: Thermothelomyces thermophilus ATCC 42464
Lineage: Eukaryota; Fungi; Ascomycota; Sordariomycetes; Sordariales; Chaetomiaceae
Exons: 1
Coding region: 442-618 (58 amino acids)
Source: RefSeq, a predicted model, not a curated record
AAUAUCACCGAGGACGAUGCAUUUGGCCAACGUGUUCCGCGACGGUAUUGAGCUGACCAAUAAUGUGGCCGUAUCUGAAAUUGUAAGGUGAUGUCGGCCAUUCCACCAUCGAGCACCGAGGACGGGACUAAAUCCGAUCUUUCUCGAGGAUUCUCACUUGGCAGGCCACGACGCUGCCGGUCAUGGACCCACCGCGGCUCAACCGGACGUCCGCCCCGUCAGCGAAAAGGGUGAUAGGGUCCAACAACGCACAGCACACGGCAUCCGGCUGGCAAACGCCAAUGCUCAGCCUUCUUGCCGAGUCCCGAGUUCAGAGGGGGGCCAUCUGAAGGGCGCACCUCUUCGCUGGCACUCUUGCGCCUCGAUGCGGGCAUGAUCAACAACGUACGAAGUACGUGUCGAAGAUGAGAGGCGGGUGUCGCCUUAACAUCAGAAGACAACAUGAGACGUGGCCCGGCUCCGCCUUCGGGAACCCCAGCUCUGCCGUCCCCGGAGAAGACCGGUCCUCGCGCGGCUGCUGUGCUCCGACCAGGUCGGCGACCAAUCAGCGAACCCCGGGGUCGGGAGGCUGGCCCACCCCCGCGCAUUGUGCGGCGUUGCUCCUUUACACUACGCUAAUGAACCUCGCAGAAGGGAGAGGGGC